AUGUUCGGGUUUAGAAAAUCGCCGGUAGAAAAACAACCCACGCAGACGUCGGCGGACCCCAUGAACCCUUUUGACUCUGACCUUGAAACAAACAACCACAAGGGAAAAAACGCCGCCCCCAACCCUUCACGACGGACUUCCUCAGAGCCGACCCUCCCCAUCCCGGACGAUGAUGACGACGACUAUUUUGGGCGUGGUCCAACUUCGUUGUCUGCCUACAAGCAAAAAAAAGAGCUCCAUAGUAUGUCCAUGCAGGAGUUGGAGGGGUAUGCCGUGAACCAGGCUCGGGAGACCACAAAAUCAGUCAACAACUGCUUGAAGAUAGCGGUCGAUAUUAGGGAGGAUGCCACCCGGACGCUUGACACGUUGCACCAACAGGGCGAGCAAAUUCACCGUACGCACGUCAUGGCCGCUGAUAUGGAGCGUGAUUUGAGCAAGGGUGAGAAGUUAUUGAAUAAUCUUGGGGGCAUGUUUUCCAUGCCAUGGAAGCCGAAGAAGACCAAAACCAUUACCGGCCCUAAAACUUAUAAAGACGAUAAUGAAAGAGGAAAACGAAGUACUCAAGACCAAAGAGAAAAAUUAGGUCUAAGCCAAGGAGAAAAAGUGAAAGGCUCGCGUUCGACCCCUCCUGAGCCGACCGAUGCUAUUCAACAUAUUGAGCAUGAGAAGAUGAAACAAGAUGAUGCACUUUCGGACCUUGGCGGUAUAUUGGGAGAGUUGAAAGGAAUGGCUGUCGACAUGGGAUCUGAACUUAACAGGCAAAACAAGGCCCUCGAUGAUCUUGAAGUUGAUGUAGAUGAACUCAACUCUCGAGUCAAAGGUGCGAACCAACGUGCACGUCGGCUUGUUGGAAAGUGA
Molecule: messenger RNA, 858 nt
Organism: Striga hermonthica
Lineage: Eukaryota; Viridiplantae; Streptophyta; Magnoliopsida; Lamiales; Orobanchaceae
Source: the annotation of a GenBank genome assembly